Messenger RNA from Perca flavescens (yellow perch), 9805 nucleotides. RefSeq names its product cadherin-related tumor suppressor-like. Gene Ontology annotation, molecular function: calcium ion binding. The coding region runs from base 110 to 9805 and encodes 3231 amino acids. The record is from RefSeq and is a predicted model, not a curated record. The transcript has 6 exons. Gene Ontology annotation, cellular component: plasma membrane. Gene Ontology annotation, biological process: homophilic cell-cell adhesion. Lineage: Eukaryota; Metazoa; Chordata; Actinopteri; Perciformes; Percidae.
UGGACAUCAUUUACUCCCUAAGAGAGACGAAACUGGAUUCUGGCACUUUGCUUUCAUCCUGAAUUUUUGAGACUAGAAUCCAUAUUCGCUGUUCACGUUGGAUACAAAUAUGUCGACGCGGACUUUAUGGAGCACUUUGGGGAUUUGUAUAGUCGUUGUUAUUUUGGAUUGUUGCUGGGAAGCGGUAUUUGGACAGCUCUCUUACUCUGUAUCAGAGGAGGUAAACCAGGGGACAUCUGUGGGAAAUCUUGCUAAAGAUCUAAACCUUAAUGUUCACGACUUGGAAGCACGUAUGUUUCAGAUUGUAAGCGGAUCAAAUAGAAAAUAUUUCGACGUAAAUCUGAAAACUGGUGUUCUAUAUGUCAAUGAAAGAAUCGACCGCGAGGAGCUGUGUGCGAAGGCUACAAAAUGUACUGUCGAUGUAGAGGCCGUAAUUAACAAUCCACUAAAGCUUUACCGUUUGGAGGUAGAUAUAGUCGAUAUAAACGAUAAUGCGCCAUAUUUCCCUGAGAAUUUGCAGUCUCUUAACAUUGCUGAAAGUACUGUGCAAGGAGGGAAAUUUGGAUUCAUAGGGGCAUCGGAUCUCGAUGUUGGUAAGAAUAGUGUUAGUACAUACAAGAUAAGUCCAAAUGAUUAUUUUUCUUUAGAGAUUCACAAAGGCGGAGAGGCUGUGGCUGCCGAGCUUGUGCUUCAGAAAGCUUUAGACCGAGAAAAACAACGCACUGUAAGACUCACAGUAACAGCAGUCGACGGAGGAAAUCCACCUAAAUCAGGAACGUCUCAGAUCAUUAUCAAUGUUUUAGACAAUAACGACAACGCUCCGGUUUUCAGCAGUUCUUUAUACAAGGCACGGAUUUCUGAGAAUUUAGCAGUAGGCAAAACUGUUAUAAUUCUGAAUGCAACAGACGCAGAUGAGGGAUUAAAUGCUGAAAUAGAAUAUUCAUUGAGAAGUAGAGGUCAGGAUCGUGUUUUAGAUUUAUUUCAAAUUGAUUCUAAAACAGGUGCAAUUUUAAUCAAAGGUAAGAUCGACUAUGAAGAACAUCCUGCGUUUGAGAUUCAUGCACAGGCUAAUGACAAAGGCCAGCCUCCGAUGUCGGCUCAUUGUAAGGUGCUGGUAGAAGUGGUGGACCUAAAUGACAACGCUCCUGAGAUCACUGUGACGUCAAUAUUAAACACAGUGAAAGAGGACACAGAAGUUGGUACUGCUAUAGCACUUGUCUCUGUACUGGACAAAGAUGGUGGAAAAAACGGUGUAGUAAAAGCGGUCAUUCUGAAUGAGAGCCCCUUCAAAUUAGACACAAAUUAUAAAAACUAUUAUUCGUUAGUAGUUGAUGGUCCACUUGACAGAGAAACGAUGGCCGAGUACAAUGUCGUCAUCGUCGCAACUGAUGAAGGGACUCCACCUCUCUCCAGCACCAACAUAGUGACAGUUCAUGUUUCUGACGUCAAUGAUAACCCGCCUCGCUUCUCAGAGUCACUGAUUAAUGUUUAUGUGAAAGAGAACAGUCCAGUAGGAGCAGUUAUUAAAACGGUGACUGCAGUUGAUGUCGAUAUCAGUCAAAACGGUCAGGUUAGCUAUUCUUUUUUACAAAGUAACAGUAACUCAGUACCGCUGUCUACAAUGGUAAACAUCAACUCAGAGACUGGAGAUAUAGUCAGCCUGCAGUCUUUUAACUACGAGGAGUUAAAAACGUUUCAGUUUAAAGUUCAGGCCACAGACUCUGGUGUUCCUCCGCUCAGCAGCAACGUGACUGUGAACGUUUUAAUCCUGGAUGAAAAUGACAAUAAUCCAACAAUUCUCGCGCCCUAUUCUGAGCAGGGCUCCGUUAACAGUGAGAGCAUCCCCUAUUCUGCUGAAGCGGGAUACUUUGUGGCAAAGAUCAGGGCUGUAGACGCAGACUCUGGAUACAAUGCGCUGCUUUCUUAUCACCUGUCUGAGCCCAAAGGAAACAACCUCUUCCGGAUCGGAACCAGCACCGGAGAAAUCAGGACUAAGAGGAGAAUGAGUGACAAUGACCUGAAAACUCACCCCUUGGUGGUGUUGGUUUCUGAUAACGGAGAACCCUCCCUGUCAGCUACUGUGUCUAUUGAUGUGGUGGUGGUUGAAAGCACAGCUGACAUCCAGACUCAGUUCAGACACGUGCCCAUAAAGGAGGAGAGCUUCUCUGAUUUAAACCUGUAUCUGCUGAUCGCCAUCGUGUCGGUGUCAGUGAUCUUUCUGCUGAGUCUCAUCAGUUUAAUAGCUGUCAGAUGCCACAGGACAGACGGCAGUUUCAGCAGGUACAGCGCCCCAAUGAUCACCACCCACCCUGACGGGAGCUGGUCUUACUCUAAAUCUACUCAGCAGUAUGACGUGUGUUUCAGCUCAGACACGCUGAAAAGUGACGUAGUGGUUUUCCCCGCACCGUUUCCGCCUGUUGAUGCUGAGCUGAUCAGUAUUAACGGAGGAGACACUUUUACCAGAACUCAGACUUUACCCAGCACAGACAAGUGCCAACAUUUUUUAUUGGAAUAUAUCUUUCCAGAUCUUGAUCUCUUUGUUGUAACAUAUAGUACAGAUUUGCCUACAUGUUCCUUCUCGAUGUAUGGAAUAAUGCAUUUGCCGAGCAGAAGGAGCUCUGUGUGGAUAUCUCUCUUGGUCGUGCUGCUGGAUUGUUACUGGGAAGCGGUGUCUGGGCAGCUCUCUUACUCCGUCUCAGAGGAGGUAAAUCUGGGGACUGUUGUCGGAAACAUCGCUAAAGAUCUGAACAUCAAUGUCCAGGAUUUGGAGUCCCGCUUGUUUCAGAUCGUUGCAGGAUCAAAGAGAAAAUAUCUCGAGGUAAACCUAAAGACUGGUGUCCUGUACGUUAAUGAGAGAAUAGAUCGAGAGGAACUCUGCGGCGAUGAACCAAAAUGUUCGCUCAGUGUAGAAGCAGUUAUUAAUAACCCUUUAAAACUGUACCGGAUUGAAAUAAUCAUUUUAGAUGUGAAUGAUAAUUCCCCGUCAUUCCUCAGCACAUCUCAAUUAAUGAACAUUACAGAGAGUACAGCAGCAGGGGCUAAAUUCCCUCUGCAUCCAGCUCACGAUGCAGAUGUCGGUAAAAAUACUGUAAAUAGCUACAAGCUUAGCCAAAAUGAACACUUCUCUCUCGCUACACAUAAAGGAGAGAGUGUUACCGCCGAAUUACUGCUUCAGAAAGUUUUAGACAGAGAAAAACAGUCUGUGAUCCGACUCGUACUGACUGCCAUUGAUGGAGGCACUCCUGCUAAAUCUGGCAGUAUGACUAUAAUAGUAAAUGUAUUGGACAUUAAUGAUAAUCCUCCUGUAUUCAACCAAACUCUCUAUAAAGCCAGUAUGUAUGAGAACGCUAAGAUAGGAACAUCGAUAAUAACAUUAAAUGCGACUGAUUUGGAUGCAGGCCCAAAUGGACAGGUAGUAUAUUCGUUCAGUGAAGUAGGCCGAGGUAAACAAACUGAUCUGUUUGCUAUCGAUGAAAAAACUGGGACUGUAACAAAUAAAAAGAAUAUCGACUUUGAAGAGAAUAAUGCGUUUGAGAUUAGAGUACAAGCCAGUGAUGGAGCUUCAUCUCCUCUCACCUCAAAUGCCAAAUUAUUGAUUGAAGUUUUAGACGUCAAUGACAAUGCCCCUGAAAUUUCAGUUACUUCACUGUUGAACACCGUGAAGGAGGAUGCGUCUACUGGCGCCGCCAUUGCGCUUGUUUCAGUAUUUGAUAAAGACGGAGGUAAAAAUGGGAUGAUGAACUGUAAAAUUUCCAAUCAUUUUCCUUUUAAAUUGGAAUCCAAUUAUAAGAAUUACUACUCGUUGGUGGUGGACGGUCCUCUUGACAGAGAGAGCGCAUCUCAAUACAAUAUCACCAUCACAGCGACUGAUGAGGGCAGCCCACCUCUCGCCACCACGAGCGUUAUUAAUGUGCACGUCUCAGAUGUGAAUGAUAAUACACCUAUGUUCACAGAAAACAUAAUCAAUGUAUAUGUGAAAGAAAACAGUCCAGUAGGAGCAGUUUUAAAAAAGGUUUCAGCAAUUGACGCAGACAUCGAUCAAAACGGUCAGGUGAGCUAUUCAUUUUUACAAAGUAACAGUAACUCAUUGCCACUCUCGACUAUGAUAAACAUCAACUCAGAGACUGGAGAUAUAGUCAGCCUGCAGUCUUUUAACUACGAAGAGUUAAACACGUUUCAGUUUAAAGUUCAGGCCACAGACUCUGGUGUUCCUCCGCUCAGCAGCAACGUGACUGUGAACGUUUUAAUCCUGGAUGAAAAUGACAAUAAUCCAACAAUUCUCGCGCCCUAUUCCGAGCACGGCUCCGUUAACAGUGAGAACAUCCCCUAUUCUGCUGAAGCGGGAUACUUUGUGGCAAAGAUCAGGGCUGUAGACGCAGACUCUGGAUACAAUGCUCUGCUUUCUUAUCACCUGUCUGAGCCCAAAGGAAACAACCUCUUCCGGAUCGGAACCAGCACCGGAGAAAUCAGGACUAAGAGGAGAAUGAGUGACAAUGACCUGAAAACUCACCCCUUGGUGGUGUUGGUUUCUGAUAACGGAGAACCCUCCCUGUCAGCUACUGUGUCUAUUGAUGUGGUGGUGGUUGAAAGCACAGCUGACAUCCAGACUCAGUUCAGACACGUGCCCAUAAAGGAGGAGAGCUUCUCUGAUUUAAACCUGUAUCUGCUGAUCGCCAUCGUGUCGGUGUCAGUGAUCUUUCUGCUGAGUCUCAUCAGUUUAAUAGCUGUCAGAUGCCACAGGACAGACGGCAGUUUCAGCAGGUACAGCGCCCCAAUGAUCACCACCCACCCUGACGGGAGCUGGUCUUACUCUAAAUCUACUCAGCAGUAUGACGUGUGUUUCAGCUCAGACACGCUGAAGAGUGACGUAGUGGUUUUCCCCGCACCGUUUCCGCCUGUUGAUGCUGAGCUGAUCAGUAUUAACGGAGGAGACACUUUUACCAGAACUCAGACUUUACCUAACACUGACAAGAGAGAUUUGCCUACAUGUUCCUUCGCGAUGUAUGGAAUAAUGCAUUUGCCGAGCAGAAGGAGCUCUGUGUGGAUAUCUCUCUUGGUCGUGCUGCUGGAUUGUUACUGGGAAGCGGUGUCUGGGCAGCUCUCUUACUCCGUCUCAGAGGAGGUAAAUCUGGGGACUGUUGUCGGAAAUAUCGCUAAAGAUCUGAACAUCAAUGUCCAGGAUUUGGAGUCCCGCAUGUUUCAGAUCGUUGCAGGAUCAAAGAGAAAAUAUCUCGAGGUAAACCUAAAGACUGGUGUCCUGUACGUUAAUGAGAGAAUAGAUCGAGAGGAACUCUGCGGCGAUGAACCAAAAUGUUCGCUAAGUGUAGAAGCAGUUAUUAAUAACCCUUUAAAACUGUACCGGAUUGAAAUAAUAAUGUUAGAUGUGAAUGAUAAUUUCCCGUCAUUCCUCAGCACGUCGCAGAUAAUUAACAUUAGUGAGAAUAUAGCAAUAGGGGCUAAAUUCCCUCUGCAUCCAGCUCACGAUGCAGAUGUCGGUAAAAAUACUGUAAAUAGCUACAAGCUUAGCCAAAAUGAACACUUCUCUCUCGCUACACAUAAAGGAGAGAGUGUAACUCCCGAAUUACUGCUUCAGAAAGUUUUAGACAGAGAAAAACAGUCUGUGAUCCGACUCGUACUGACUGCCAUUGAUGGAGGGACUCCUGCUAAAUCUGGCAGUAUGACUAUAAUAGUGAAUGUAUUGGACAUUAAUGAUAAUCCUCCUGUAUUCAACCAAACACUCUAUAAAGCCAGUGUGUAUGAGAACGCUAAGAUAGGAACAUCGAUAAUAACAUUAAAUGCGACUGAUUUGGAUGCAGGCCCAAAUGGACAGGUAGUAUAUUCGUUCAGUGAAGUAGGCCGAGGUAAACAAACUGAUCUGUUUGCUAUCGAUGAAAAAACUGGGACUGUAACAAAUAAAAAGAAUAUCGACUUUGAAGAGAAUAAUGCUUUUGAGAUUAGAGUACAAGCCAGUGAUGGAGCUUCCUCGCCGAUGACAUCACAUGCCAAAUUAUUGAUUGAAGUUUUAGACGUCAAUGACAAUGCCCCUGAAAUUUCAGUUACUUCACUGUUGAACACCGUGAAGGAGGAUGCGUCUGUUGGCGCCGCCAUUGCGCUUGUUUCAGUAUUUGAUAAAGACGGAGGUAAAAAUGGGAUGAUGAACUGUAAAAUGUCCAAUCAUGUUCCUUUUAAAUUGGAGUCCAAUUAUAAGAAUUACUACUCGUUGGUGGUGGACGGUCCUCUUGACAGAGAGAGCGCAUCUCAAUACAAUAUCACCAUCACAGCGACUGAUGAGGGCAGCCCACCUCUCUCCACCACGAGCGUUAUUAAUGUGCACGUCUCAGAUGUGAAUGAUAAUACACCUAUGUUCACAGAAAGCAUAAUCAAUGUAUAUGUGAAAGAAAACAGUCCAGUAGGAGCAGUUUUAAAAAAGGUUUCAGCAAUUGAUGCAGACAUCGAUCAAAACGGUCAGGUGAGCUAUUCAUUUUUACAAAGUAACAGUAACUCAUUGCCACUCUCGACUAUGAUAAACAUCAACUCAGAGACUGGAGAUAUAGUCAGCCUGCAGUCUUUUAACUACGAAGAGUUAAACACGUUUCAGUUUAAAGUUCAGGCCACAGACUCUGGUGUUCCUCCGCUCAGCAGCAACGUGACUGUGAACGUUUUAAUCCUGGAUGAAAAUGACAAUAAUCCAACAAUUCUCGCGCCCUAUUCCGAGCACGGCUCCGUUAACAGUGAGAACAUCCCCUAUUCUGCUGAAGCGGGAUACUUUGUGGCAAAGAUCAGGGCUGUAGACGCAGACUCUGGAUACAAUGCUCUGCUUUCUUAUCACCUGUCUGAGCCCAAAGGAAACAACCUCUUCCGGAUCGGAACCAGCACCGGAGAAAUCAGGACUAAGAGGAGAAUGAGUGACAAUGACCUGAAAACUCACCCCUUGGUGGUGUUGGUUUCUGAUAACGGAGAACCCUCCCUGUCAGCUACUGUGUCUAUUGAUGUGGUGGUGGUUGAAAGCACAGCUGACAUCCAGACUCAGUUCAGACACGUGCCCAUAAAGGAGGAGAGCUUCUCUGAUUUAAACCUGUAUCUGCUGAUCGCCAUCGUGUCGGUGUCAGUGAUCUUUCUGCUGAGUCUCAUCAGUUUAAUAGCUGUCAGAUGCCACAGGACAGACGGCAGUUUCAGCAGGUACAGCGCCCCAAUGAUCACCACCCACCCUGACGGGAGCUGGUCUUACUCUAAAUCUACUCAGCAGUAUGACGUGUGUUUCAGCUCAGACACGCUGAAGAGUGACGUAGUGGUUUUCCCCGCACCGUUUCCGCCUGUUGAUGCCGAGCUGAUCAGUAUUAACGGUGGAGACACUUUUACCAGAACUCAGACUUUACCCAACACAGACAAGGUAGAGUGCAGAACGAGUCUUUUUCGGAUAUAUCUUGUGGCCGUGCUGCUAAAUUAUUGCUGGGAAGCGGUGUAUGGACAGCUCUCCUACUCUGUCUCAGAGGAGGUAAUCCCGGGGACUUCUGUUGGAAAUAUCGCCAAGGAUCUAAAUAUCAAUGUCCAGGAUUUAGAGUCUCGUAUGUUUCAGGUUGUUGCUGGAUCAAAGAGAAAGUAUUUCGAUGUAAAUCUGAAAACUGGUGUUCUUUAUGUCAAUGAAAGAAUAGACCAUGAGGAGCUGUGUCCGAAGGCUACAAAAUGUACCGUCAAUGUAGAGGCCGUGAUCAACAAUCCACUUAAGCUUUACCGUUUAGAGAUAACUAUAAUAGAUAUAAAUGAUAAUGCCCCCGUUUUCUCAGAGCAAUUGCAGUCACUUAACAUUGCAGAAAGUACUUUACCGGGAGUGAAAUUUGGACUAAUUGAGGCAUCGGACUUGGAUGUUGGGAAGAACGGAGUUAAUACAUACAAGCUUAGUAAUAAUGGUUACUUUUCUUUAGAAAUCCACAAAGGGGGAGACAGCGUGUCUGCUGAAUUAGUACUGCAUAAAUCUUUAGACCGAGAACACGACUCUGUAAUAAAACUUACACUAACUGCAGUUGAUGGAGGAAAUCCAUCCAGAUCGGGAACCUCACAAAUUAUUAUCAACGUUUUGGAUACUAACGACAACAAUCCUGUUUUUAGUAGAUCUUUGUACAAAAUUCAAAUAUUUGAAAACUUGCCACCAGGGUCGAUUGUGAUAAGUCUUAAUGCAACAGACGCAGAUGAGGGUUUAAACAGUGAAAUAGAAUACUCGUUGAGAAAAAAAGGUCAGGAUCGUGUUUUAGAUUUAUUUCAAAUUGAUUCUAAAACAGGUGCAAUUUUAAUCAAAGGUAAGAUCGACUAUGAAGAACAUCCUGCGUUUGAGAUUCAUGCACAGGCUAGUGACAAAGGCCAGCCUCCGAUGUCGGCUCAUUGUAAGGUGCUGGUAGAAGUGGUGGACCUAAAUGACAACGCUCCUGAGAUCACUGUGACGUCACUAUUAAACACAGUGAAAGAGGACACAGAAGUUGGUACUGCUAUAGCACUUGUCUCUGUACUGGACAAAGAUGGUGGAAAAAACGGUGUAGUAAAAGCGGUCAUUCUGAAUGAGAGCCCCUUCAAAUUAGACACAAAUUAUAAAAACUAUUAUUCGUUAGUAGUUGAUGGUCCACUUGACAGAGAAACGAUGGCCGAGUACAAUGUCGUCAUCGUCGCAACUGAUGAAGGGACUCCACCUCUCUCCAGCACCAACAUAGUGACAGUUCAUGUUUCUGACGUCAAUGAUAACCCGCCUCGCUUCUCAGAGCCACUGAUUAAUGUUUAUGUGAAAGAGAACAGUCCAGUAGGAGCAGUUAUUAAAACGGUGACUGCAGUUGAUGUCGAUAUCAGUCAAAACGGUCAGGUUAGCUAUUCUUUUUUACAAAGUAACAGUAACUCAGUACCGCUGUCUACAAUAGUAAACAUCAACUCUGAGACUGGAGAUAUAGUCAACCUGCAGUCUUUUAACUACGAGGAGUUAAAAACGUUUCAGUUUAAAGUUCAGGCCACAGACUCUGGUGUUCCUCCGCUCAGCAGCAACGUGACUGUGAACGUUUUAAUCCUGGAUGAAAAUGACAAUAAUCCAACAAUUCUCGCGCCCUAUUCUGAGCACGGCUCCGUUAACAGUGAGAGCAUCCCCUAUUCUGCUGAAGCGGGAUACUUUGUGGCAAAGAUCAGGGCUGUAGACGCAGACUCUGGAUACAAUGCUCUGCUUUCUUAUCACCUGUCUGAGCCCAAAGGAAACAACCUCUUCCGGAUCGGAACCAGCACCGGAGAAAUCAGGACUAAGAGGAGAAUGAGUGACAAUGACCUGAAAACUCACCCCUUGGUGGUGUUGGUUUCUGAUAACGGAGAACCCUCCCUUUCAGCUACUGUGUCUAUUGAUGUGGUGGUGGUUGAAAGCACAAUUGACAUCCAGACUCAGUUCAGACACGUGCCCAUAAAGGAGGAGAGCUUCUCUGAUUUAAACCUGUAUCUGCUGAUCGCCAUCGUGUCGGUGUCAGUGAUCUUUCUGCUGAGUCUCAUCAGUUUAAUAGCUGUCAGAUGCCACAGGACAGACGGCAGUUUCAGCAGGUACAGCGCCCCAAUGAUCACCACCCACCCUGACGGGAGCUGGUCUUACUCUAAAUCUACUCAGCAGUAUGACGUGUGUUUCAGCUCAGACACGCUGAAGAGUGACGUAGUGGUUUUCCCCGCACCGUUUCCGCCUGUUGAUGCUGAGCUGAUCAGUAUUAACGGAGGAGAUACUUUUACCAGAACUCAGACUUUACCCAACACAGACAAGGUAUGGUUCGUCACUGAAGCGCUUUCAGUUUGCAAUUGA